Mycetomoellerius zeteki is the source of this 1212-nucleotide messenger RNA. Its product is annotated as putative nuclease HARBI1. Lineage: Eukaryota; Metazoa; Arthropoda; Insecta; Hymenoptera; Formicidae. The record is from RefSeq and is a predicted model, not a curated record. Bases 1 to 1212 code for a protein of 403 amino acids. The transcript is spliced from 4 exons.
AUGGAUAGUCGAAGAAACGCUAUUCUGCCGAUGGCCAUUAAUGCGAGUGAACAACUGUUCAGAUCAUUAUUCAGGGAGGUACUGGAAAGCGAUGAGGAGGAUGAGUUGGUCGAGGCAUUUUUAUUGGAAGUCCAUCUAAGGCUACGUGGCGCGUCGAGAAAAGCUAUACGAAUUGAAGGUUAUGUAGAAGAGAUAGUCCCAAGAUUUAAUACAAAACAAUUCCGUGAACAUUAUAGAAUGUUGCCUAGUACAUUCGAACUAUUAGAAAAUCGUCUUGGGCCUAUUUUGGCAGGGGACCCUAUUAAUAAACCUUGCAUCCCUGUUCGUACACAAUUGCUUGCUACACUGUGGUUGCUAGCAACGCCAGAUUCUUUCAGGUCUGUAGGUCUGAAACAUAAUCUCGCAAAGUCAUCCUUAAAUGUUAGUGUUCAACGAGUCGUUGCAGCUCUUAAUGAUAUGGCAGGAAAUGUUAUUAGAUGGCCAGAAGGAAAUUGCCUUGAUGUUGUUAAACAAAAGUUCCAAUGUCUUUCCAAUAUGCCAAAUGUAAUUGGUGCGAUUGAUGGCUGUGAUAUAAGCAUUGAUGCUCCUAAGGAACAUUCACUGCAUUAUAAGAUAAGAAAAAAAAAUUAUGCUGUGGUUCUUCAGGCAGUCUGUGAUUCAGAACUGAGAUUUAUUGAUUGUUUUGCCGGUUAUCCUGGUUCAGUGGGUGAUCGACGCAUUUUUCGAAACUCUGAUUUGUUUUGGGCUGCAGAGCAUAAUAUGAAUGCUCUCUUCCCAAAUGGUGAAUAUAUCAUAGCUGAUAAGGCAUAUCCUGUAUUAUCAUGGUGCAUUCCUUCAUAUAUUGACAAUGGCCGCUUAACACGAGCACAGAAACACUUCAAUUCAGUACUGUCGCUGACAAGACAAGUCAUUGAACGUUGUUUUGCAUUGUUGAAAGGAAGAUUUCGACGAUUGAAGCAUCUAUGUAUGAAAAGACUAGAUCUAAUUCCAAGUUUCAUUCUUGCGUGUUGUGUGUUGCACAAUAUUUGUCUAUAUGGGUUUGAAGAGAACCAUGUAGAAGAAGAUAAUGUUGAUGAUUUCAUUGAGGAAGGUUUUCAAACUGAAAGACAACUAGUACGGGGGAAUGAUGAUGAUGAUCAUGUAGGCUUACAGCAGGAAGGUGAAGCCAAGAGAGCCUACCUUGUAAACAUUUUCGAAAGAAAUAAUCGAUAA